Messenger RNA from Funneliformis caledonium, 453 nucleotides. NCBI's taxonomy places the organism in Eukaryota, Fungi, Glomeromycota, Glomeromycetes, Glomerales, Glomeraceae. The record is from the annotation of a GenBank genome assembly.
UACCAUGUUACACCAAACUUUAAAGUUGUUGGCGUAACUCUGCGCCACAAAGGUUGUGACAUUCCUUAUCAUAAAUCUCAAGAUUUUACAAAUAGUUAUAUAAUCGGUUCUGGAGUUUCAGCUUCGGUUUAUGCUGUAUUUUGGAAAAGUACACAAACAAAAUAUGCAAUUAAAAAAUUUGCUGAAGGUUCUGCGAAAGAUAUGAUUCUAAACGAGAUUGAAAUUCUUGAAGGUGUAAGAGAAAAGCCCAUUUCAACCACAAAUGGUGUAUUUGUUAAGCUUUAUCAAAAAUGUUGGAAACAUGAACCAGAUAAGAGACCAGAUAUUGAUCAAGUAAUUUCAGAGCUUAAUGUUAUUAAUCCGAAAAGUCAUUUUAAUUCUAAAGAAAGUGAUGAGAGUAUAUUAGAAUGUGACGACGAAUUUUCAGGUUGUGACGUUAAAUUAUAUUAUUAG